This is a messenger RNA of Meloidogyne enterolobii, 587 nucleotides long. The record is from the annotation of a GenBank genome assembly. NCBI's taxonomy places the organism in Eukaryota, Metazoa, Nematoda, Chromadorea, Rhabditida, Meloidogynidae.
GGAUGUUGUUAAAUCGCCUCUUUGCUCGUUGUACUUGUUUAUCCGCCUCCCAGGCAAUUUGUAGAAGCUUCAGUGCAAACGCCACACUUGUAAAAUCAACGCAAACCCCUGUAAAACUGAAAAAAGAGGAGAUUGAACUCGAAUUGUCCAAUGUAUUGAGGAAUGAAGAAAAUGCGCUGCAAAAUGUUCGGCCGUGGCAACAAUUGGAGCUUUUACCUAGUCACAAUUUUAAACACGUCGUUACUUCGGAAAAGGGGGUUUGUCUACAAAAGAAUUUUCUGUUUAAACGAAAAAAAUGGGACGAAAGACGUGCUUUAAUGGAUCCUGGAGUUAAACUUCUCCAUUAUCCCUAUACUCCAACAACUCCCCCUCCAGAAUAUUUGGACUCUUCCCAGUGGAAUGAGGCGUUUACUUCCGCCAGAAUUUUUCUUCUUGGGACAAAACAUGAUACAAUCAAAAGCGUUAACGAUGUUUGUUUGUUUUUUUCGUUCGGGUUAACUCACGGAACGGACAAAUUGCGGAAUGACCAAAACACGGAAUUUUUUAAAAAUCAGAAUAUUUUCAGAAUUUUUCAGAAUUUUUUCUGA